Molecule: messenger RNA, 453 nt
Organism: Acanthamoeba castellanii str. Neff
Lineage: Eukaryota; Discosea; Longamoebia; Acanthamoebidae
Product: acetyltransferase, GNAT superfamily protein
Exons: 1
Coding region: 1-453 (150 amino acids)
Molecular function (GO): acyltransferase activity, transferring groups other than amino-acyl groups
Source: RefSeq, a predicted model, not a curated record
AUGUCUGCCGUGGGGUUGGAUCUUUCACAGGAGGAGCCCGUGCACGAUCUGAGCCUCCCCCUCAUGCUGCUCUUCAUCGCGAAUGCGGAAACUCCUGCAGAUGAAGGCGGCCAGGAUCAAGUCCUGGCGCAUGCCUGUCUAGAAGCGUUCGACGCAGAGCAUGAAGAUUUGAGAGAUGAAGCCAAGAUCGAAGAUGGAGGCGUGGUGGCCAAGGGGCUGCUCACCCUCCUCAUCGUUGAUCGUCACCACCGAGCAGAGGGGCUGGGCCGACGCAUGGUGGAAGAGCUGGGCCGCUUGGCCGCGAUGUCGUUUGGCAUGAGCAGCCUCUGCCUCACGUGCGAGCAGGACAAGCGCGGCUUCUACGAGCGGUGCGGCUUCUGCUUCAUCACCACCGCGCACGAGACGGAGAAGGGUCAGCACCUCUUGUGGAUGAAAAGGCAGCUCUCCGCUUGA